Molecule: messenger RNA, 2517 nt
Organism: Penicillium subrubescens
Lineage: Eukaryota; Fungi; Ascomycota; Eurotiomycetes; Eurotiales; Aspergillaceae
Product: Zn(II)2Cys6 transcription factor
Exons: 5
Coding region: 1-2517 (838 amino acids)
Biological process (GO): regulation of DNA-templated transcription; DNA-templated transcription
Molecular function (GO): DNA-binding transcription factor activity, RNA polymerase II-specific; DNA binding; zinc ion binding
Source: RefSeq, a predicted model, not a curated record
AUGGACGACUCGACUCCAGCACCCGCGCAGCCACCACAGCAGCAGCCCAAACGCCCUCGAGUGGCCGAAGAGAAUCGCAAGCGUGCUGUCCGAGCAUGUGACGGCUGUCGCAGAGUGAAAGAGAAAUGCGAGGGCGGUGUACCGUGUCGCCGAUGCCUUCGCUAUCGUCGCCAGUGUAUCUUUACACAUAUAGAUCCUGCUGAGAAGAGCCGGUCGGCUUCUGUCUCGCUGCUUGAGCGAGCUGCGUCUCUGAGUCGGCAUGAUAUUCAAGAGGCAGAGCGGGUGCGCUAUAUGGAACGCAUUCUGUCAUACUAUGUCCCAAAUAUCACCUUCGACAUUCAGUCACUGCGUCAAGCUGCGGAAGAGUUGAAAAGCAAACACCGUGACUCGGAGUCGGAUGUACUCUCGAUGAAAGCUGAUGCGAAUGAUUUGGAAGACUUGGCAAUUGAUGAAGAGGACUUUACAAUUAAGGCUCUUCCCGACAACACGACUCAAUACUCUGGGGAGUUCUCCUACCUCAAUUUCUCUAACAAGAUUAGGAAGAAAAUCGAUGAGUGGAUGAAGACUGCAGCACCGGAAGCUUCUACUGAAGUUGAACCAUUUGAAGACCGAUGGCGGGCCACCCAACUUCAAUCUGGAUCGUCAUUAGUCUCAGCCUCGAUAACGUGUCUCCCUCCACGCUAUGUGGCAGAUUUCUUGGUGCAGAUCUUCUUUAAAUAUGCACAGACAAAUAAUUUCUACGUCGAAGAGGACUGGCUUCAGGAGAAAGUGAAUAUCUGUUAUACUAAUCCCUCCAGUCUGUCCUCUGACGAUGCAGGCGCAGUUUGUGCUCUGCUGAUGGUAUUGGCUGUUGGUACACAAUUUGCACAUAUGGAAUCAACCACGCCGGUAAAUCGCCCGCCUCCAACCGCAAACACCGACCAGGAUCACCAUUUCUCUGAAGACGAGGUCGGCCUCACAUUCUAUCAAUUCGCUUCCAAGCUGUUACCAGAUAUCAUUGCCACGGCCUCAGUGCGAAGUGUGCAAGCUUGCCUUUUGAUCGGGACAUAUUUGCUUCCCCUUGACACUUCGGGUCUGUGCUACACCUACUUUGGGUUGGCUUUGAAAUUGGCCAUCCAGAACGGCAUGCAUAGAAGGUAUCAUGGCGAAGGGCUUUCCGCUCGAAUGAUAGAGACGCGAAACCGAGUGUUUUGGACUGCUUAUACGAUCGAAAAACGCAUCAGCAUCCUGCACGGCCGACCAGCGUCCCUAGCAGAUGUAGAUGUUGAUGCACCGCUUCCGGUGGAUUUCCCUGGUAUCAUGCCAGCAGCGCAGCAGUCCAAUCACACAAACAUGAUCGCCCUGAUUACUCUCACUUUGAAACUCGGAGAGGUUUCGAAUGAGAUUUCGUCGCUGCGGACCUGUCGAAAGGGGCAACAGCAAGACUGUCUUGAACGACUACUCAAUAUUCGAAAACACUUGGUAGAAUGGUGGUCGACACUCCCAGAGGAGACAAACUGUCGUGAUCUCAACCCAGCUGGGCCAUUAUUCCGCUCCAAUGUCCACCUCAAGCUUGAUUACUGUCUUACUCGGAUCUUCAUCGGGCGCCCGUUCCUUUUCAGUAACAUCAAGGGCUUGUACCAAACUUCCACCCACGCGGCCGCAUUAAAGGGCCCAUCUGGAAUGGCGAAGAAUCGGGCGACUCUCGUCACGGACUGUGUCGAAGCAGCUCUCGAAAUCAUCGACCUCUGCCGCCUUCUUCGAGAUGAAACCGGCUUGGCGCGCGCCUCGUUCACUGAAUUCAGUUCGUGCCGUGCAGCUCUCCUGGUCAUCCUCGCUCAAGGCUUGACUAAGCGCACUGAGCGGCUUGGUGCAGCUCUCGACCAAGGCAUUUCCCUGAUCAAGAUCAUGUCCAUGGGUGUUGGCUCCGCACGUUCAGCUGUGAGUGUCAUUGAGGCCCUCGAACGUGCCAUCCGUCGUCUCGAACUAUGGAGCGAAAGCCAUCAAUCCCAAAGCAAUGGUGGCAGCAUUGAAUCUGCCUACGAUCGCUUCAAGAACUGGGAAAUGCUCUGGAAAACCGGACCCGUGUCACCGACAACCAUGGCAUGGAAGCGAGAGGCGUAUGCCAACGAUUCUGCUCUCCAACAAGCCAUGGGCCACCAUCCCCCUGAUCCUUCCGUGGCGGAAUCUGUGAUGCAAGGAGUACCCAUCACGCCUCCAGUUUUGCCACCAAAUAGUGCGCAUGGCUCCCACUCGGCCCUGGGCGGCCACGAGCACGAGAUCAUGGAAGGUGAUAUUCCUGGCAGUAGUCUUUCGAUUCCGGAUAACUACUCUGUGUCGCAUCAGUCUCUUUCACAGAUGCCUCAUUUCGGAUUUGACCAUUUCGUCUCGAAUUUCCCACAGGAGUUGGGCGAAUUUACGGCUAUUCCGUGCUUUGAGCCAGAUACACAUGGAAACCCGAGCGGUCUUCCAGUUGGUACAGAUUUGAAGACUCCUGGGAGUACUGAUUCGCAUUGGUUACAAUAUAUGAACGAGUGA